CACGCCGAACGCGGAUGUGAAUCACACUGAAUCAAAUGAACCAGAAGAUCCGGAUCCACACAGGGAAAUAUUCGCGAAUGCUCGCAUAAUACACCGAACACUCGUGUGUGAAGGAUGCGAGAACCCGAGAUAGUGACCGGGGACGUCAAAUCCACCGAGCGAGAUGCUGAGGAGGCAGUGGAGAGCGGGCUGAUCCUGGACGAUGGAGUCCUGUACUCGGAGGACUGGAGCGUCGAGCCGCGCUGUAGUUUGAAUGACAGCGAGCCCGAGGAGGUUCUGAACGCCAUCAACCCGAACGAGAUGUACACGUCAGCGCUGUCCGAGAGCGACAGUGGCCUGUCUGAGGACCAGUCCGACGAGCAGAACCACAGCGUGUAUCAGGUGGUGUAUGACAUCAGCGGUGUGGGCGGAGCCAGCGCAGAGCAGCAGCCGCCACAUAUGAUCUCCAUAGAGCUGGAUGAGUGGAGCUCUCAGAUGCUGCUGUCGGAGUCGUGUGUGGUCAACGAGCUGGUGUCGUCUGUGAAGGUGGAGAAUGUUUCCACUCAUGACAUGCAAAACAUGCACAACCCCGACAGCUUUUUGGUUUAUCCUGAUCUUCAGCUCACAGACGAGGAGCAGAAGCUCCUGGAUCAGGAGGGAAUUUCUCUGCCCAAUAAUCUGCCUUUAACAAAGGCCGAGGAGAGAAUCCUGAAGAAAGUGAGACGGAAGAUCCGGAACAAACUCUCGGCUCAGGACAGUCGCAGGAGGAAGAAGGAGUAUAUCGACGGUCUGGAGAGCAGGGUGGCAGCUUGUUCAGCUCAGAAUAAAGAACUGCAGAGAACUGUCAACCAGUUGGAGAAACACAACAUGUCUCUUAUGGCGCAGCUGCAUAACCUGCAGGCGUUGAUCAAGCAAACGGCCUCGAAAGCGGCGCAGACGAGCACAUGCAUCCUGAUUCUCGUCUUCUCUCUGGCUCUGCUGAUCUUCCCGAGUUACAGUCCGUUCAGCAGGAGUUCCCCGUCACUGGAGGAGAGUUACGCUCCGUCCGGCGUCCUGUCCAGAAACAUCCUGAAUGACGCGGGCUCUCUGGCGCUCCUGGAGGAUCCGCCGGUCCCAGAUCCCACAGAACUGAAGCUGUCAGGCUCGGACUGGCCCUCAGAUGCGCAGUCUCAGUCGCAGUCGCAGGCAGAAGAGCAGAGGAACGGCACCAGCGCAGACACACUCCUGUCUCUAUCGGCUCCUGCAGACGCAGACACACUCCUGUCUGUGUCUCUAACGGCUCCUGCAAACGCAGACGCAGUCGCAGCCACGCAGACGCAUGCAGACGAGAUGUGACCCUCUGUUAGAUACGGUUCUAUGGAGUCAAUUUUGUGCCAUAAUUAAAGGGGUGGUUGAUUAUAAUUUCA
Molecule: messenger RNA, 1385 nt
Organism: Rhinichthys klamathensis goyatoka
Lineage: Eukaryota; Metazoa; Chordata; Actinopteri; Cypriniformes; Leuciscidae
Gene: creb3l4
Product: cAMP responsive element binding protein 3-like 4
Exons: 10
Coding region: 115-1314 (399 amino acids)
Biological process (GO): regulation of transcription by RNA polymerase II
Cellular component (GO): nucleus
Molecular function (GO): RNA polymerase II cis-regulatory region sequence-specific DNA binding; DNA-binding transcription factor activity, RNA polymerase II-specific
Source: RefSeq, a predicted model, not a curated record